UAAAGAGCUGAGUUGUCUCCAUGGAGAAGCCUCAUGCAGUUUGCAUACCAUACCCAGCUCAAGGCCACAUAAACCCUAUGCUAAAAUUAGCAAAGCUCCUCUGUUUCAGAGGCUUUCAUAUUACUUUCGUCAACACGGAGUUUAACCAUAAGCGCCUGCUCAAGUCCCGUGGCCCCAACUCCCUUGAUGAUCUGCCUUCCUUCCAAUUCAAAACCAUUCCCGAUGGUCUCCCUCCGUCCGAUGAAGACGCCACCCAAGAUAUCCGCUACCUCUGCGCCUCCACCAGAAAAAACUGCUUAGAUCCUUUUCGAGACCUUCUUUCCCAACUUAACCACGACGGGCCUCCUGUCACUUGCAUAGUCUCUGAUGGUGCCAUGAGCUUCACUCUUGAUGCUGCCCAAGAACUGGCCAUUCCUGACGUUCUUUUCUGGACAACUAGUGCUUGUGGCUUCAUGGGCUACUUGCAGUAUCGCAAUCUCAUCGACAAGGGUUUUAUACCCCUUAAAGACCCCAGUUACUUAACAAAUGGGUAUCUGGACACCGUUAUUGAUUGGAUACCUGGUAUGAGAGGUAUUCGUCUGAGGGACAUCCCGAGCUUCAUUCGAACUACAGACCCAAAUGAAAUUAUGCUGGACUUUCCAUUGCAUGAGGCUGAAAGAGCCCGCAAAGCUUCUGCCCUCAUUUUCAAUACGUUUGAUGCUUUGGAGAAGGAUGUUUUGGAUGCACUUUCACCAAUGUUUCCUCCAAUUUACACCAUUGGUCCUUUAAGUCUACUCGUGAAUCAGGUCCAAGAUAAUGAUUUGCAGUUGAUUGGAUCAAAUCUGUGGAAAGAAGAAUGGGGUUUUUUCGAAUGGCUCAACUCCAAAAAACACAACUCUGUUGUUUACGUGAAUUUUGGAAGUGUGACAAGCCUGACAACAGAUCAACUCAAUGAGUUUGCUUGGGGACUGGCAAAUAGCAAUCAAACAUUCUUAUGGAUAAUAAGGCCGGAUAUUGUGUCUGGUGAGUCGGCCAUUCUUCUGCCACAAUUCUUGGCAGAGACCAAAAACAGGGGUCUGCUAGCAAGUUGGUGUCCUCAGGAGGAAGUUCUCAGCAACCCUGCCGUUGGUGGGUUCUUAACUCACAACGGGUGGAAUUCCACUAUGGAAAGUGUGAGCGCAGGAGUGCCCAUGAUUUGCUGGCCAUUUUUCGCAGAGCAGCAAACCAACUGCCGCUACUGUUGCACAGAAUGGGGCAUAGGCAUGGAGAUCGACAGUGACGUUAAGAGAGAUGAAGUUGAGAGGCUUGUGAGAGAAUUGAUUGAGGGAGAGAAAGGCAAAGAGAUGAAAAAGCAGGCCAUGGAGUGGAAGAAGAUGGCACAAAAGGCCACCAUUGAUUCAAAUGGCUCAUCUUACUCCAACUUGGACAAAAUGAUAAAUCAAGUGUUUCUCCAAAUCCCAAGCAUUCCAACAAGUUAAAACUUAGCAUCCGCACGUUCCUUUCCUUGUUUUAUGAUGAACUUUUGUGCACCAUAUUUAAAUGUAGUAUUAGUAAGGUGAAUAAAGUGGAAAUGUAUUUAUGCACUGCUCAUCAUUACACCCACUCAAAUGUAAAUAUUAAAUCCAAUCACAUAUAGUAGAACAUUUGAUUGAAAAUAAUUAAGUCAUAAUAAUA
Molecule: messenger RNA, 1653 nt
Organism: Vitis riparia (riverbank grape)
Lineage: Eukaryota; Viridiplantae; Streptophyta; Magnoliopsida; Vitales; Vitaceae
Product: 7-deoxyloganetin glucosyltransferase-like
Exons: 2
Coding region: 21-1457 (478 amino acids)
Molecular function (GO): UDP-glycosyltransferase activity
Source: RefSeq, a predicted model, not a curated record